CGCUCUCUCUCUCACACACGCACACACACAUACACACCAGGGGUUGGGGGUGAGAGAGACAAAGCCGUGAUAAUCCGAUUAGGACCAAUUAGGCGUGAGAUUCUGCGACACUAGCUGAAAGCCUUAACACUCUGCAGACAGUUAUACAGUUAUAGAGACAUCUGGACACUCCCAGAGAGACACACACAAAGAUGUGAGUGUGUGUGUAUGUGUGUGUGUGUGUGUGAGAUAGAGUGUAAGGGAGAGAGAGAGAGAGCGAGAGAGAGAGAGUGAGAGAGAGGGAUGUGGACACUCCCAGAGUCAGAGUCAGAGGAAGUGCAGCAGUCACCUCCUCCCUCAGAGCGGGAAGUCACUCUCCUCAGCAUCCUCUCUGCAGGUACGAUCCUCCUCUCCUCAUCAACUUUCAAUCCUUCACGUCUCACGCGCUGCCAUCUAUUCUUAGAGCCAAACUGAUGUUUCAUUUCCAGGAAUAGAAGCGAAUUUCACCACAGCAGCUGUAGCCGGUGAGAGGCUCAAACUUUUUUCUCUCUGUUCCAGGUUCAGUUCGGCAGCUCGGAGACGCGUCAGGAUGUUCUACUUCCACUGUCCACCUCAGCUGGACGGAGAGUGCUGCCGCUCAAACACAUGUAAGUUUACUCUCCAGCAUCUCGACACACUGUCUUCACAUUUAUUUAUUCUAUACGGUUACAAAAUAUUUGUAUUUCCUCUCUUGAAAGUUUGAUCGCGGUGCGUAAUUGCGCGCAAAACGUGUGUUGUUCGAGAAGCGAGAGCAGGCCUGAGCAGCUGAUUUCUCCUAUUUAUAUCCUCAAAAACAGUUAUAUUCUAUACUUUUCGAGAAGAAGAUAAAUUAACGAGGCUAUAUAAGCAAAACUUUUGUUUUAAAAAAGCUGCGAUUCAUUUAAAGAUCAAAACAAAUCACCACAAUCGGCUCUAAAAAGAUUUAUGUUUUCAAAAAAUACAUGAAAUGCUUUUUUUUUAAACUAUACACAGCAGUGACUUUCUAACCACAUACAAUCUUACUAUCUGAUAUCUUAUUUUCUUCGCGAUUCCAAAACUGGAUAUCAGAUCUCUACCUCUUUUUUCCUGUGCUGUGUCAGUCUGCUGGCUGUUGUGGUGAACAGAGCUGCUGGUUUUUGGCCCCGGGGCAGAAGGGCUGUUUUGUCCCGGGCACAGAUGUUGGGUGUCAUGGCUCUUAGUCCGUCAUGGUUCCCCUCAGACUCCCGACAUCAAUGUUUCAUGGAACUAAUGGAAACACGAAAAUGUGCCAGAGAGUUUAUACCCGAAUCUACGGGCUUUGGCCAAAAUAUAAAACAUUAUUCCUUCUUUAUACAUAAAGCUUUUUUUUACCGUAAUUGUUCAAUUAUUUUGACCUAAAAUUUAAUUUUAAAAAAGAGACCUUAUUUUACAAAGUGUAUAAAUGAUCUCUGCUUGACUCUGUUUCAGUGAAUUCAAGCGGAUUUGGUAACCACGCUCCUGCAGACUUUGAUGAUGGAUUUCUACGAAGAAAACAGCGCAGAAACAGAACUACAUUCACUCUGCAACAGGUAACCAUGAAGCUGGGGGAGAGAGAUGUAAGAAAUAUGAAGAAAUAUCUAAAAACAAAUCACUUAAAGGGGGGCAGACACAGGCCUGUGAAAGUCAAGGAAAAGAAAACAACAAUUUGGAAAGACUCUCUAAAUGAAGACUUUUACAGCUCAGUUGUGUCCAGAUAACAAAACAAAACAUUAAAGAUUUAUUAAUUGAUUAAAAAACUAAAACAGGAUAAUAACAUAACUUCAGCAAAUCAAUAUAAAUCUAAUUGAAACGAUUAGAAAACUUACACAGACUUUUGUAGUUAAAGAUCCUGGAUGGAAAUGUCUCUAAACCAUCUGGUUUUCAACUCAUUUGAGUUUAAAGCAACUUUUAUCCUUUUUCAUUUCUCCUAGAGCUUAUUCUAACUUCCUCACCAUUUUAUAAAUCUUGUAUUCAGAUGAAAAAUUGUCCCAAUAAUAAAAACAGGCUACAGCAGAUCAGGGGGGUUAGAGACUCAAAGAGAAACUUGUAAACUAAAUAAACUGAAUCCACAAUCAUCCAACUUUGCUCUUUUUUCACAGUUAGAGGCUUUGGAGGCUGUCUUUGCGCAGACUCACUACCCGGACGUGUUCACGCGCGAGGAGCUGGCCAUGAAGAUCAACCUGACCGAGGCCAGGGUGCAGGUACGUGUUUCUGCAGCUUUAGCGGCGUCAUGCGUCCUGCACGGGCACGUUUGACCACGCGAGGAAGGGUAAAUGAAGCCACUCUGUCAUCCCGGCGAUGCACUUUAAUAACAUCAACAUAAUGGUGAAUAUUAGAUUAGCUUGAUUAAUCGGUCAUUCAUAAUUAAGCAGCGAUAAUGUUCCUCACUAAUUUGUCCGCGUCUCAAAGGUAGGAAUACAUCAUCCGUGCAGAUCUCUGUCCCGUUACGCACAGAGAAAUAUGGUUUAAACUCUCCUUUUCUGUCAAACACACACACACACACACUUUCCAACACAAGAAAAACCCACACACCUUAAAUUCGCCAAUUUAUAUUCCGCUCCUGCCCUGCACAUAUGCGCGGUUAUAAACUUGGCCAGAUGUAAUUAAGUUAUGUGUCCUGUAUGUAAUUUCCUGCAUUCCAGAUUUGCUUUUGGGUUUUGUUGUGCGCGCAGAUCUAAUUGUGGGAAAUAUAAUAGUUUGCCUUUUGUUCCCCUGGGUCAUCUUACUAUCGCUUAAACCCAAUGGCGGGGUUGAUAAUGGAAUCCAGCGCUGUAAAUUAGGGAUUGUAAACAAAUUAUUCCCCUCCUAAUCCGAUUACCACAUUCCUAUUAUUAAAUCUGAACAUGAAUCCAGCGCAGUAUGCAGGGAUAUUAAACUUACAUUAUUAUUAGAAAAUAAAUUUCCUUUCUGUUGUAGUGUUGUUGCCCCCCUUUUUGUAAAGUGUCAAUGGGCCUCCCCCGCAUUAAGAGCACGCGGCAAAUUGAGAUUAAUGGAGCAAUUAUAGCCCAUUCAGAGAGGGGUGUGUGUAUGGGGGGGCCGCGACUUCUAGCUGGAAGGUGCAGGGGUGAGAUAAGUCCAUUGGUUGCAUUGUUGUCCUGCCACCAAAAUGUUGUCCUUUCUUUAUGCCGAAUGAAUGCACGUGUUUUGUUUGGCUGUUGACAUCGUUUCUACCUCCACUAACAAUAGCAGGGAUGCAGAGCACACACAAAACACACACACACACACCGGCUCUAACCUCCAUUCACACAUCAUGAUUAAUGCCUGCUAGAACCCAGUCCUAAUCGAAUCUGAUGUUGUCAAACAAUCACUAAAUAGGGAAAUAAACGACUUCAUCAUAGCUGCCCCUCUCUCGGGCAGCACAACUGUCAGUGGGAAGUCAUUAAAAUAUGAUAAUGAAAAAUUGCUCAAUUAAAUGUUGUUAUAGGCAGUGACCUUCAUUCGAUUAAGACACCAGAACUUGCCUAUAUGUUCUCCCUCUGUGUGGAUGGGGAAGUUUUGGGACAAGUCAGGGGGCUGUGGGACAUUUAAGCGCCGGUGUGAGACAUCCUAACACCUCUCAUGUGCAGGACAAAACAAAGAAGUUGAGGAUAUGUUUGAACUUUGCUUUGUCUCUUCACACGCUGGGAAAAUACUGAACUGAUGCGCUUUAUGUUGGAAUUUUUUCAACUGUGAAAUAAAAGAAUUAUUAGUAAGAAAAAAUAAAUGAAAACUGCUAAUGUGUUGGUAAAAGUGGCGGAAUUACACUUUUAAUUAGAAAAAUUAAUCCAAUCUUUUUAAUGUUGAUUCUUUUUUUUUUUAAAUGCAGGUUUGGUUUCAGAACCGCAGAGCAAAGUGGAGGAAGACGGAGCGAGGGAGCUCAGACCCAGAAGGAGGUAAAGACCAGAUGAGCGAGGGCACUCCUCCGUCUCGCAGCAUCAACUCCACGUCUCCUGUGGACCACAGCAGGAAGCAGAAAGAACCGCUGGAAAUGCAGCAGAGGUGAGGACAGGACGGAGGGAUGUUUACACUAUUGUGAAGCAGCUAUAGGGGAAAAAAUGCGUAACAGAAACGUAGCUGCUGCGAUUUUGCAAACUGAUGUCAGGAUUUAAAUGUGAAUGAAUUUCUUCCAAAACCUCCUUAAGAAAUCCAGAACAUUCCUGUCGCUCACAUAAACUUUUCCCACUCAGUUGACUCUAAUAGCUCAAAUAAAAUAAGCUUUCCAUUUCACAGAGCAAUUAGUAAAAGAAAUAAAUACAAGUGUACCUAAAGAUGACUGGACCUUGUUUUCUCCAGCAUUAACAGGUCAGUGGGUCCAAGUGGUCCGUUCUUCCCUUCAUGUAUCCCAGGAACUCUCCUCAACUCUGCCACCUACGCUCAGGCCCUCUCACAGGUCGCCACCCUGAAAGGUAAACACCGCUUCAAUUAAUCGCCACACACAGAUAACCUGCUAUUCGUCUCAGUCCAUUUGUUUGUCUGUCGUUUUCAGUCUCUCCCUACACUCCACUUCUUCAGCUCACACAGUCACUGCAGACGGCUGUCCACAAAGUUCCUACCUGUUAAAAAGCUGCUUUUCUUUGCCACUGUUUCAAAGAGCUUUCUCAUUAGUGAAUUAAUAUCGUGUGUCUGUUUAUAAAACAAAAAAUAGUUAAUUUGUUCCAUUGUUCAUGUCGUUUUAUCACACCAUCAAAACCAGCACCUACAAACUGAGGAGCAGCUUCUUCAUCUGAGGUGCAGCAACCGAUUACAUCCCAAUCUCCCACACACACCUUUAAACAGCUGCUCAGGAUUAUUUUAUAAAAAGACGACUGGACUUUUUUUUCUCACCUUGUAAUAUUUUUUUCUGCUCUUUUAUAUUUUGAUGUGUGUAUUGCUACAGGGCUGAGUGUCACGAAAAAUGAUAUGCACACAAAGACAAUGGAGUGUCCAACUUCUCCAUAAAUGAGGACGGACUAAUAAAUUGAAAAAUGAUAACGUGAAAAUGAAAUUCUGGUUGGAACUACUCUCACUGGAGUUCUUUAAUCUUUCAGGUAAUGGUUUGUGCUCCUGCUGUGUCUCUGACCCCAUGGGUUUGUCCUUCCUGCCGCCCUACGGUUGUCAGGGCAACCGCACCGCCAGCGUGGCCGCCCUGCGCAUGAAGGCCCGUGAACAUUCAGAGGCGGUGCUCCAGUCGGCGAACCUGCUCGGAGCUGCGGCAGGUGGGCCAGGUGCCGGCGUGGGAGUCCUGUCUGGAGUCAGCGUGAGCGCAGCCGGGGUGUCGAGACCCUCCGUGGGCCCCGCCAUCGAGGUUCCCGGCUCUGUGGGGAGAGGCGGGGACAGCUCCAGUCCCGGUCUCUCCAACAAGGUGCCGGUACUGGGCGGGAGUCCUGAUAAACACCCUCACUGCUCCAAGGAUCAGCUGGAGAAAAAGUGAGGCGCUGGACUUAAACGUGGACGUACUGAUAUCUGAAUCUGUCAUCAUCGCAGUUGUUCCAUCUCCACUUCAACCUGAGAAACGAAGCACAACCACUGACUGACUCCAGAAACAUCCUUCGGAAAGACUCAAUAUCACAAUGUGUGGAUGCAGACAUGAAAAUAUUUAUUUGACUGUAAAUGAUUAUAAUUGUUUUUGAGAAAUGCUGAAUAUUUGGGGCCUUGUUUUCCCCGGUAAAGCACAAGUGUGGUUUGGAUCUAUAUCUGUCUUCAUGCACUCUUGGACUCUAUUUAAUGGACUUACAUGUGUGCUGCAAAGACCUAUUUGAUAAUGUGAAUUUAACUAAUCCAGAUGCUUACAUUGUGAAUGUUAAUGCAUGUAUACUGUACGUGUAGAACUACUGGUGGGACUGUGAGGACGUUGGCAAUAUAAUGUUUCUGCCAUCAGGUCAGUAACAGCUCAAUCAAUCUCUCAUCCUCUUGAUUUUUAAAGUGAAAGUGCACUUUAAUAUUUAUCAGCCAUUUUUCUAUGUCAAUGUGUACAUGUGCCAGAAUUCAGUCUUUGUCCCAGGGACAGAGAGAGAGAGAAAGAGAGAGAGAGAGAGAGCGCCGUUUGUGUCUUCUUCUCUGUUAGCACGUCUGGAGCGUCAGCAGACAGGGAACACACCGGGCCUGUUGUGACAUGUUCUUUAAAACAAUUAAAGAUGUAGUCGCUCAUGUUCCUCUCCUGUUGCCUCUCGCUCCAGCCAUCUGUUCUGAUACAUUAUUUAUCAGUUUCCCUUAAAGCCGGCAGAGGAGAGCAAUCGUGACUCUUAUUAUUUAUUUACUUUUAGGGCAGCUCAACCUCUUCCUCUUCAUUCUUCUCAUCACAUUUUACGAUGAACCCAAUUAAUGGUGAAAUUUUCCUUUUCGUCAGCGUGGAAUUUGCAUUUAAAAAACACACCACCUCUCAUCACCUCAGGGCUCUCUGUGCGGCGGUACAUCACAGGCCGGAUUUGUCAGCUCUCCUCACUACAUCGACUCUUGAAUAAAGAAUCGGCUGAUCACAUCCAGAAUACUUAACCGUCGAGCUCACGGCCGGUAGUUUGGCUGAUUCAAUUUGCGUCCUUGAGGAUUUUCAGGAAAUUACUUUUGAUAGUCAAUAACACAAUUAAGUAAACUACACACACAUUAUCAUGAAUAAUUGAUAAGAAAUUAUGUAUUACCAUGAAGUACUGGUUCAAUAAUUGAUGAGGCGACACCCCGGUGACACAGAGGAGGGAGAUAAUGUCAGAAGUCGUGCCAGGUUGUACACAGAGCACUUACAUCCUCUUUUUUUAUACCAUCAUUAGGUUUGCAUGUUGUAAAUACCCGACAAAUAUGACAAUAAAAUGAUGCUUUUAGUGUCUAUGAGUCACCAAUUUGGCAGAUUUGAUGGGUUUUCGUUUUAUUUGAGAACACCAUAUUUCCCAUAAGAAAGUGCACACCAAUAAAUUUGCUCCUUUGAGACGGAAAUGUGGAAAUAAAGUCGAAAUAAAGUUUCAAAACCAGAA
This is a messenger RNA of Xyrichtys novacula (pearly razorfish), 6914 nucleotides long. The record is from the annotation of a GenBank genome assembly. Lineage: Eukaryota; Metazoa; Chordata; Actinopteri; Labriformes; Labridae.